UCCUGCUGUGCGCCGCCGAACGGCUGAACGCGCCCCCCCCGGGAAAAGGAACCGGCACUGGGGGCGCAGUUUAAGGGGGCAUCUGUCUCUGUGGUGGAUCUCUGCUUGGCCAAUGGUGAGAUCAUCUUAGAUUGUUAGAUGUUAGAUUGACAACUAGUGGGCUGGAACCUCUUUUUGUCAAUAAGUACAUUGAGAGUGAGUUUAAAAAAAAUAAUAAUUAUAUUUAAUAUUUAGAAAAUUAAUGGAUUGCUCUCCAUAAGUAUCACAGCCUUGUCUCAAAAGUCAAUAAAAUGUUACCUCUAAGUGCAGUUUUGUUUUGUUUCGCAACAUUCAGUGUGCACUUAUUCCGAUGCUAGGAAGGUUCUGGCACAUCACGGAUCUUCAUUUGGACCCUACCUACCACCUGGCGCCGGACCCCACCAAGGUGUGUUUCUCCUCCAAAGGCGAGCCCGCCAGCGGUGCCGGUCCGUUCGGGGACUUUGUGUGCGACUCGCCCUACAGCCUCAUCCAGUCGGCCUUCACGCACAUGGCCCGCCUCGUACGACCGAACGACUUCAUCAUUUGGACCGGCGACAGUCCUCCCCACGUUCCGUCGACCGAGCUGUCCACGUCGAUGGUGAUCCAGGUGAUGAGCAACAUGACGCACGGCAUCCGACAACACUUCCCAAACGUCAGCGUCUUUCCCGCCGUGGGAAAUCAUGACUACUGGCCGCAGGAUCAGAUGCCGUCGUCCACAAACGACAUCUACAAGGCCGCCACCCGACUGUGGAAACCCUGGUUGGAGGACGAUGCGCUGAAAACUCUCUCACAAGGGGGCUUCUACACCCAACUGGUUCAUGCAGGCCUACGAGUAGUUAGCGUUAACAGCAUUCUUUAUUACGGGCCUGACCUGGCCACUUCCAACAUGAGCGACCCGGCAGGACAAUUCGAGUGGCUGGAGGACACGCUGAAAAAGGCAGACGUCAACAUGGAGAAGGUAUUGGUCAUCUCUCACAUUCCGCUGGGAUUCCUGCCCUUCGUUUCGAAUGAGACCGCCAUCAGGAACGAGCACAACGAGAGGCUAGUCACCAUCUUUAGGCACUACAGUCAUGUGAUCGCUGGACACUUCUAUGGACACACACACAAAGACAGCAUCAUGGUGCUCCUAGACCACAAAGGUAAACCUGUGAAUUCUCUGUUUGUGUCUCCGGCGGUAACGCCCAUUAAAGACGUUAGGGAGGCAUACUCUAACAACCCGGCGGUGCGUUUUUAUUUAUACGACAAACAAGACUUUGACAUUUUGGACAUCUGGCAGUACUUCCUCAACCUGACUGAGGCCAACCUCAAGCGACGAGCCGACUGGAUGCUGGAGUACGUCAUGACUGACGCGUUCGACCUGCCAGACCUGCGACCGGCCAGUCUGCUCCGGCUGGCUCUGCGCUUGUGGCUGCCGCCUGCCGCCGGCGGUUUUGACACCUACUUUGCUCACUACACGGUCAGCUACGACGACAGGCCGCCGUGCCGGGGCGAGUGUAAGAUCCUUCAGCUGUGCUCCAUGCUCUACUUGGACCAGAGCUCCUACUCCGCUUGUGUGGUUGCGCAACAACAACAUCACCAUCUCGUUAAUAACCAUCUCUCCAAGAUCAAAGCCACCUCGCGUCAUCAGGAUAUCGUGUGAACAAAACUAAAAUCCUUUUAUGCACUUUAUGCACAUUGUCAAAUAUGUUACGUGGCUCUUGUGGCAAAUAUUGGCUUUGAAAUUCUUUCGGAAGCCCUUGACUACUUAGCGACAUGAAAUUUGGUCGACAUGUCUAUCAUGAGUAGACCCAAAAAAAAGUCUCGAGAAGCCAUGCCCAAACAGUCACAGCAAGUCUCUUGUUUUGGUUUGAAGAGGCCAUUUUCGACUCAUUUUGGCCUUUUUUCACAAGCUCCAUUAAAGACCAACUUCUAAUUUGAAGCCGGUCGACAGGACAGAUGGACGACGCGAGGUUGAGAAAAAUCUCCACAUGAAAAACAAGGGCUCCUCGAUGAUUGCUGAAGCAUAGAAUGCACAAUGGCUACAAAUGUUAAGCUGAAUGUUUGCUGACUUUUUUUUUUUUUAGUUUUUAUUUGAAUAAUCUCUUUAGUAUUGUGGAGGAAACAGCAGUCUUGGGGGAAAUCUUUUUGUUCAUUCUAUGACGUCAUUGCUUUUUGAUAAUGAUUUUACCUUGGGUGGGUUUAUAGAAAACUUUGUCCAGCGUUUAUAUGAAAUGGAAUGAUAUUUAAAUCUCCUUUUGAAGUUGCUGAUAGUAUUAGGCUCAUGCCUCACGACUCAGUUGAAUCAGUUUGUCGGCAGCGCUGUGGCAUCUUUGACAUUUUUGUCUCUUCGUGAUUUCAGCUUUGAGCUGAGCAUUGUUUUUCUUUGUUAAAUGAAUGAGAUGCAAAUCUUAUUCUCUUUGACAUUUUUGUCUCUUCGUGAUUUCAGCUUUGAGCUGAGCAUUGUUUUUCUUUGUUAAAUGAAUGAGAUGCAAAUCUUAUUCUCUAAAGUCACCCGUGCUAUUAGGCUAAUGCGACGCUGUUGAGUCAGUAUGUCGCCAUGCAAUGAUCUUUUGGCCAUGCCACGGCAUUGUUUUUCUGUUCAUGAUUUUGCAUUAAAUUACAUUUGGCCAAUGUUUUGUCAGCGCUGAAUGUUUGAAAUGCCAAUCUUUUGAAGUCGUCAAUGCUAUUAGGCUAAUGCUAACGACUCAGUUGGAUCUGAUUGUCAGCAUUUGUAUGGAAGUGAAUAUAGUGUUGCGUUUGUCUGUUAAAAGUUGGGGAGGGGUGGCAGCCACUGACCUAAUUUCACUUGCCCCCUGAGCCCCCUGCCAACUUCUCCCACUUUAAAUGUUCUCAGCCCCAUUCCAGCGCUAUUGUGUGCCCCUCCUCACUCCUCGGCCUCCCCCACUCCCAACGUUGACAGUCCCUCGUUUUAAAACAUCCGCUCGCUUCAUGUGUAACUUCCAAAAAGACCCAGAAGAAUGUCCAGAAAGUGUCAGAAGAAGAAAAAAGUUAAAAUGAAUGAUGAAAAAAGUUCAAAUGAAUGAACAAUGGUGAGAAACUCACCUCUGUACCCUCCGGCAUACUCCCCCCAUCCUUCAAUCCCUUCGCUCGCCUGGUCGGGGCGUAACCGUGGUAACGGCAUACUGGCGGGUGAGCGUGGCCAGUUGCUGGGGCGUCCGUCGCCACGGUAACACCCGGGAAGCUCUGUUGUGUGCAAACAAAGCUCUCUCUUCACUCUUUGUGUGACCACUUUUUUUUGGGAAGAAGUUUCUCAUGAGUACAUUUCAAACCGCAAGAAAGAUCGUAAACAUCAUACGAUGAUUCUGACAAUAAAGAAGCAACACUG
Molecule: messenger RNA, 3343 nt
Organism: Phycodurus eques (leafy seadragon)
Lineage: Eukaryota; Metazoa; Chordata; Actinopteri; Syngnathiformes; Syngnathidae
Gene: smpdl3a
Product: sphingomyelin phosphodiesterase acid like 3A
Exons: 8
Coding region: 350-1657 (435 amino acids)
Biological process (GO): sphingomyelin catabolic process
Molecular function (GO): sphingomyelin phosphodiesterase activity
Source: RefSeq, a predicted model, not a curated record